AGUCACCCUAGAAGGCUAGAACAAAGAAGAAAAAAAAGAGAAAUGGAGAACGGCGGAAUGAAUAAUGAGAACAAAUGUUGGGGAUUCAAGGGGAAUUCAGAGCUAACCAAGGCGGCAGAUGUAACAAUCAGAGGUGUGUUAUAUAUGCUGUUAUCUAAGCUGAACCAGUCAGACCCCAGAAAUGUCAUCCCUCUUGGCCAUGGCGAUCCUUCCGCUUUUCCAUGUUUUCGCACUUCUCAAUCUGCGCAAGAUGCAAUCGUUGAUUCCCUUUGUUCUGCCAAGUUUAACGGCUAUUCGCCUACCGUCGGUAUUCUCCCUGCUAGAAUGGCUGUAGCGGAGUAUCUAUCUCAAGAUCUUCCGAAUAAACUUUCACCAGAUGAUGUAUUCCUGACAGUAGGUUGUGCACAAGCUAUUCAAACCAUAUUAACCGUUCUUGCUGGUUCCAAAGCAAACAUUCUACUCCCUAGACCUGGGUACCCGUAUUAUGAAGCUGUUGCUCAAUCGUGCAAUUUGGAAGUCCGUCACUUUGACCUUCUUCCAGAGAAUGGGUGGGAAGCUGAUCUUGAGGCAGUCGAAACUCUUGCAGAUGAGAAUACAGCUGCCAUUGUCGUAAUCAAUCCUGGAAAUCCUUGUGGCAAUGUUUACACAUAUCUACACUUGCAGAAGGUUGCCGAGACUGCCAAGAAGCUCGGGAUAUUAGUGAUUGCUGAUGAAGUUUAUGACCAUCUUGCUUUUGGAAAAAACCCUUUUGUUCCUAUGGGAGUUUUUGGAUCAAUUACGCCUGUUGUUACGCUGGGUUCCAUAUCCAAAAGAUGGAUUGUUCCUGGUUGGCGCCUUGGGUGGCUUGUCAUCAAUGAUUCUAAUGGCAUCCUCAAAGGACACGGGAUUAUUGAUUGCAUAACAGGAUAUCUAAAUAUAUCCUGUGACCCUCCAACGUUCAUCCAGGGAGCUGUUCCAGAUAUACUUGGAAAAACCAAAGAAGAUUUCUUUACAAAUAUUGUAAGUAUGAUAAAAGAAGCCGCAAAUACUUGCUAUGAUGGAAUUAGUGAUGUCCCUGGUAUAAUCUGCCCCAGCAAGCCAGAAGGAUCAAUGUUUGUUAUGGUGAAAUUAGAUAUUUCCCUCUUUGGGGACAUUGAGGAUGAUGUGGACUUCUGUGUCAAGCUUGCCCAAGAAGAAUCAGUUAUAAUCCUACCAGGUAUAACUGUAGGACUCAAGAACUGGCUCCGGGUAACCUUUGCCAUCGAACCUUCAGCUCUUAAAGAAGGCAUCAAGAGGCUUAACGCUUUUUGUGAAAGGCAUUCAAAGAAAGCUUAAAACAAAACGACACUUAUUGGAUCAUCUAUCGUAAUACUAAUUAUAUCUCUAUAUGCCUGUGUGCUUUAUUAUGUACUAUUACUUGAAUGAACUAUCAACUACAUAGGAAGGUUGCAUGUGCAUCUCCUUGUAUCCAUAUAACAGUUCCGUUUCAGUCAACUAUCUAGUAUGAAAGGGUUAUCUCAACCAUGAAAGAUAAUAAAGUUGCUGGGAAUGGCUAAAGUUUCAUACGAGGUGUUGAGUUUUUAUUUUAUUCUCUUUGUAAAGUGUUCUGUUA
Messenger RNA from Erigeron canadensis, 1591 nucleotides. Its product is annotated as tyrosine aminotransferase-like. The transcript has 7 exons. Gene Ontology annotation, molecular function: pyridoxal phosphate binding; transaminase activity. The coding region runs from base 43 to 1314 and encodes 423 amino acids. NCBI's taxonomy places the organism in Eukaryota, Viridiplantae, Streptophyta, Magnoliopsida, Asterales, Asteraceae. The record is from RefSeq and is a predicted model, not a curated record. Gene Ontology annotation, biological process: biosynthetic process; amino acid metabolic process.